CCGUAGUUGAACACGGCAAAGGUUUUGAAGCUGGCAGCCUGGCACACUCUCACAUUCUUCCACUGCCAGUUCAUUUUCCAAAGAAAGUGGAAGAGCACAAAAGGAUGGAGGCCGGGGGCAGCCAGAAUUCAGAGACGGGCAAUGGUGGCGCAGUCAAGCCCCUACAACCAAAAGUGCGCCGGAGCUCUGUCUCGUCACUAAGCGGGACGGAGAUUGAGCAGCGAAUGACAGAAAAGGGAGCUGUGGAACUGGACCUGUUGAGACCUGAAAGCAGUGCUUGGCUGAAGGGGAUCUUCAAGCAGAUUCGCUCCGGUGACCUUGAGACACGCUUCUGUGCGUUGUGGAGAUUCAAGGAUGUUUUCAACAACAUGGCCGUGGCCAAGGGCUCCGGACAGAUCACUAGGUUUGCAGCGUACAUGCUAGAGCAGGGCAUUCUAGAAGAGGUCAUCAGGAUCUUAGACGCAGCGCAGUCAGACGGGGAUUGGUAUCUCAUACCCAGGCUUUGGACAGGCUACAGUGCAAUCUCAAAGUUGGACUGUGCUUGAGAAUUGUUCACGGCUUGAUGCUGGAUGUUCGGACAGUGCGCUUCGUCAGAAAAGCCAUACCCAACCUCCUCUCCAUUGUCGAGGGAGUCUACUUCGCAAAGCCGGUCACAGCCGGCGAGUUUGCUGCUAGAGGGCUUGAAUCGGAAGUGCCUUCUGACCGGCAUGAGUACGACAAGAAGCCAGCUUUGGGCAUCCUGCUUCAGCUGUCCGUCUGGUCAAAGCAAGCCAGGUCUACGAUCUGUAGUAGGACAGUCUUCCUCCGGCGGGUCUUGAGAGACUGCAUGGCACGCAGCGAGUUUGCGCAGGAGAUGAUCGAGCGGGUAGUCGUGACCUCCAGAACGCUGCUCCAAGAUGAAACCUGCAACCUUGUUGUUUUGUUCGACGAACUUCUGGAUGUCAGCUUUAGGGCUCUCUUGAGAUAGCGCAGAGGAGAGAGACGCUUGAGUCUGCCAUGCACCUCCUCCAGGACCUGGGGGCUCAGCUAAAGUUGCACCCACAAGGGAGAGUCCUUGAGCCAACUGCACACGGCCAGGCCAACAAGGAUUACUACACCACGCAGUUGGUAGCAGUAGCCAAUUGUCCCGGCUUCAUGCUGGAUCUCAGACCCAUGCUGUACCUGUAUCUGAGCAUCUUCCACGCACUGUUCCGCCCCUUCCUCUUGAGUGGUGGUCCUGGGCAGUGCACGCCGGCGCAAGACCAAGAGCUCCAGAAGUACUUAGCCGCAAACCCCACCGCAAUGGCUAGGAGGCGCCAGAUCUGCAACAUUCUAGCACCAGCCAAGCCCCCUCUAAAAGUUCGACAGAACUCACAGCCUUCUAGCCCCCGCCCAGAACCUGCAAGCGCCAAGUCCGCAACCGCUUCCGCUUACGUCUACAAGCCGAUCGAGAAUCCCCUCGGGUUCGUUCCAGGAACGGCUAGCUACUGGUAUGGGGAUGACGCGAAGUCUCGGAGGAAGUGCUCGCACUCGAGCUGCUCCGAAAUGGAGUCAGCAUCGAGGCGUUUCAAGGUCUGUAGCGGCUGCAAGCUCGCAAUCUACUGCUCCCAAGAUUGUCAGAAGGCUGCCUGGAAGGGUCACAAGAGUCGGUGUCGAACAGUGAAUAAGGGUGGCGGCAGCAAGUGAGCUGGUAGAAGGUUGCUGUAUGGUUGUUGAGUACCGCACUUUGCAGUCGCGAUUGCCUAUGCGAUAUGCGAACAGCCCCCUGAUAGAAGCAUCUCCGACAGGCCGCAUUGAUCAUAAAUAAUCGUUGAGGUGGGCCGCCUUUGUGGUCUGUCCUACUAGGCUAUACACGAAUAGAUUGGGCGUGCAGGAUCAGAGCAUCUCAAACGAGGGCUGUCUCCCAAGGCGUUGCGCUCUGCCUCACUUAUGAAGUUCGC
Messenger RNA from Klebsormidium nitens, 1919 nucleotides. The record is from the annotation of a GenBank genome assembly. NCBI's taxonomy places the organism in Eukaryota, Viridiplantae, Streptophyta, Klebsormidiophyceae, Klebsormidiales, Klebsormidiaceae.